AACAUUUAAAUUGUGCAUUUCUUUUUUAAGUCAGUAUUUACCAAACGAGAUAUUCACAAAAAAUGUUUUAUACUAUUUUAAGAUAUAGUACGCUAAACAUCUGAAGCCACGCCCUCAUGCCAAUCAAAACACCUGUCACGUGAUCACUGAUUACACACGUGCUACUAACAGUCAGGAACUACUUCAGUAGCUAGUCCUCAAACUAGUAGGUCCCACAUGAUGAUGGAAAGCUCAGACGAAUCGAGCCCGAUUCAAUCCGACUUUCCGUACUCCUUUUCCGAAGACGGUCACCUGCGGCACAGAAUGACCUCUGAACCCUACAAAUUCACGUUCAGACUCGAUGACGUCCGUGCAACCGAUCGGGAACAUCACAGCCUCUGCCACUACAUCACCCAGCACGUCUACCAGCUCCUAGAGAGGAGGUUUCGCCUUCUUAGGGUGCGUCUGGAGGAGGAUGGUUUUGUGUUCACGAGUCCGGGAGCACUGGAUCAUCCCGGGAGUCUGCUGGUUCUGAUCCAGGACCGAGGAACGGUGCGGAGCGGCGUGUGGAGCUGGAAGCUUUCGGCUCACGAGGGACUGGAGCGAGGCAGUCAGAUCCCGUUUCUGCGCUGGGCCGCGCUGGAGUCGUGUGCUGUGAUUAUUAUGAACCCUAACGAGGGAGGGACGACUCUAGAACAUCACGUGCAUUUGGUUUGGGAACGCUUGGUUUCUCGGAGCCCCGCUGAGCAUAUAUUUGUGGCCGCUCAUGGAUACGGAGGCCUGGGUUUUGUUGAUCUUCUAUGCUGUAAUCCGGAUGAGAUCCAGCGGCGAGUGAAGGCCGUGGCUUUCUUGGACUCGUCUCACAGUCUGUGGCAUCAGCCGCUGGGACAAGCCGGACGCGACUGGCUAAAGUCCCACUCCAGAACUUGGAUUCUCAGCAGCAAGCCUCUCAAUCGCGCCGUCGGAUCGCUGAAGGCCGGAUCUCCGCAGAUCUCCGCAGGGACUCGGUGCCACGACUCAGUGCCCGCCGUCUGCAUGGACUCUGUGUUUCGCUUCUUCAGCAAAAGCGUCAAACCGAAAGCCACGCCGACGCCGUUUGAAAUCAUCACCAGGAGCAAAAGCCGCAAAAACGACCAAGACCACAACUCAAUCUGA
Molecule: messenger RNA, 1134 nt
Organism: Onychostoma macrolepis
Lineage: Eukaryota; Metazoa; Chordata; Actinopteri; Cypriniformes; Cyprinidae
Exons: 2
Coding region: 217-1134 (305 amino acids)
Biological process (GO): regulatory ncRNA-mediated heterochromatin formation
Cellular component (GO): nucleus
Molecular function (GO): siRNA binding
Source: RefSeq, a predicted model, not a curated record